AUGCGCAUCCUUGUCAUCAACCCCAAUUCCUCCACCGCCAUGACCAACGGUAUGCUACUGGCUGCCAAAUCCACACCUAUAUCAAAUUCCGUAGAGGUAGUUCCCAUGACGGCCAGUUCCAAUGCCCCAGCCAGCAUUGAUGACAUGGAAGACAUCGAGAUAAGCACAAAGGUCAUCCUGACGGAGUUACCGGCUAUAGAUUUUUCCCGCGAUGGUUUUGAUGCUAUACUAGUUGCCUGCUUUAGCGUCCACAGCCUCGUCCCUGAACUGUCUGCCAGGUUCGAUGUCCCAGUGACGGGUAUAUUUGAGGCCAGUAUAUUGACCGCUCUGUCUCUGCUCAAGCCUGGUGAGCAAUGGGGCAUCGUAACAACGGGAAGCUUCUGGGAUAAGCAUCUUUCCGACGGAGUGUACGACUUUCUAGGCGUAGAUGCAGGUAGAAAUACCAAGUUUGCCGGUGUGGCCACGUCGGGCCUAACGGCAGGAGACUUCCAUUCAGUCUCACCAGAAGAUGUCAAGGCAAAAUUGAGUUUGGCCACAAAAGACCUGCUCAAGUCUGGGCACGUUGCCUGUGUUGUCUUGGGUUGCGGUGGUAUGGCCGGCCUAGAGGGUGUAAUCCGCUCCGCGGCCACAGAGGUCUAUGGCAGGAAGAGAGCAGACGAUUUGUACAUUGUGGAUGGCGUCAAGGCGGGCAUUAUGCAAUUGCAUCAGAGCAUAAAUGGUACAAGAACCUUUAAAUAG
Pochonia chlamydosporia 170 is the source of this 738-nucleotide messenger RNA. RefSeq names its product hydantoin racemase. The record is from RefSeq and is a predicted model, not a curated record. Lineage: Eukaryota; Fungi; Ascomycota; Sordariomycetes; Hypocreales; Clavicipitaceae. The coding region runs from base 1 to 738 and encodes 245 amino acids. The transcript has 2 exons.